Molecule: messenger RNA, 552 nt
Organism: Tetrahymena thermophila SB210
Lineage: Eukaryota; Ciliophora; Oligohymenophorea; Hymenostomatida; Tetrahymenidae
Exons: 2
Source: RefSeq, a predicted model, not a curated record
AUGAAUCUCUACAAAUACCAUUCUUCUAUAGGAAUGAUUGGUGAUAUACCAACAAUUUCUUAGAGUUAAUUUCUUGCUUUAGCAAACAAAAUGAAAUUGACAGAUGGAAAAUUAUAUAAAAUAGUAGACAUUGAUUACAACUUUAUUUCAGCUAUCUCAAAUACCGAUAAGGAGCGCAACUAUUUAAAUCCUGAGAAAGCAGUUAUAAGAUUUUAAUUUUUAGAACUAAUAGUAAGAAUUAUCUGUGACAAAUAUAUGAGAAAGGGAAAUUGUAAAAAUGUUUAAAAAGCCAUCUAAAAAUUUUUUGAUAAAAAAUCUAUCAAAUCAGUAAUAGAAGAAAUAGAAGACCCUUAAAAAUGGAGAGAUGAAAGAUUCUGGAAUGAAGGAUGUGAAUAAGUACUAAAAAAUCACAUUGAUACCAUCUAAGAAAUAUGGCAUAGAUGGGCUGACAGUAAAAAAGAAGAAAAAAGAAACUUGAAAUUCCAAAAAUCUAUGAGUAUUUAUGAAUUUACUGAUAUGGUUAAGCAUUUUAAAUUGUUAAAGUUUAUUUGA